Anthostomella pinea is the source of this 4284-nucleotide messenger RNA. The record is from the annotation of a GenBank genome assembly. NCBI's taxonomy places the organism in Eukaryota, Fungi, Ascomycota, Sordariomycetes, Xylariales, Xylariaceae.
AUGUCUCGCGAAUGGGAACACGGCGAGAACAGCCACAUCUAUGGCUUCCCAAACAGAGUUGGCCAUGAUAGACAUCUCCAAAGCAUCAUCGACCAUACCAACAGUCUGUUCCCUGACCAUACUUACCGACUGCCUCAACUGAAUCUUUCCAACAACCCGGUCCAAGAGAGUCUUCCAAAUCCACUGACUGACCACCCGGAUGAUGGCAGUGAAGAGGCGAACCUGGAUGACUUUGAUCGUGAGCUUUUGGGCCAAUCUAAACCGUCGUCCACCCAUCUUCCGGGUUCAGACAGCCGCAGCCAACGCCUUUCCCUGCCCCUGAACAGUAGUUCCAGCAGACCGCAGCGAGUCCUCGGUGAUGCCAGUCACCACUUCAGGCCCUUCGUCCCCCGUGAGGCCGACUAUCGUUCCCCUUUUCCGACCAACCCAAUAAACCUCGACCCACUCGAGCCAACUCCGUCCACCCAGCCAAUGUUCGCCAGAGACGUUUCUCACAGAGUCAAGGAGCUUCAGCCCGGAACGCAACUGUUCACACCUCCUUAUUACAGCUCAAAGACAACGCCGCCUCUCAAUUCAUCGCUGACGGACAGCUCUCCUUCCAACCCCAACGCGUCUAGCCCCUCGACCCGCUUGAGUCUCAAGAAGCAGACUAGAGUCGCACACCGUCCUUCUGUACCGUCCAAAUGGUCUCAAAAGGUGCAGCUGGACCUCGACCAUGCUCCUAGUGCACCUCCCGUCGUGAACAAUACGCGCCUCGUCGAUCCGCGUCAGGCAUUGCCCGAUAGGUUCCGCUCAGUGUUUCCAUACGAGCUUUUCAACGCUGUGCAGUCCAAGUGCUUCCCGCUUGUGUACGGUGCGAAAGACAAUGUCGUCAUCUCAGCACCGACCGGCUCCGGCAAGACUGCUAUUUUGGAAAUGGCUAUCUGUGAGCUGGUGGCAAGCCAAGGCAGUGAGAAUUUCAAGAUCGUCUAUCAAGCACCGACGAAAUCCCUAUGUUCGGAACGAGCUCGCGAUUGGGAGAAGAAGUUCAGUCACAUGGACUUGAAAUGCAUUGAACUCACUGGCGACACCUCAAACGCACAAGCCAACCGUGUUGGUAGCGCCUCAAUCAUCGUGACUACCCCUGAGAAAUGGGACUCAAUCACGCGGAAGUGGUCAGACCACCGAAGACUUCUAGAGAUGAUUCGUCUCGUACUGAUCGACGAGGUCCACAUCCUCAAAGAUGCUCGAGGCGCCACCCUGGAAGCGGUUGUAUCACGGAUGAAGACGAUUGGGGCGCAGGUCCGAUUUGUUGCAUUGAGCGCCACCCUACCCAACAUCGAGGACAUCGCCAAAUGGCUCGGCCGUGAUCACGGAAACCAGAAUGAGCCAGCGAGAUAUGAGGCAUUUGGCGAAGAGUUGCGUCCGGUGAAGCUGCAGAGAUAUGUAUACGGCUAUGGAGGUGGAUCAAAUGACUUCAUCUUUGAGCAGCAGCUUGAUGGCAAGCUCACCACGCUACUCGCAAAACACUCAGAGGGAAAACCAAUCAUGGUGUUCUGUUUCACCCGGAAGUCGUGCCAGCGUACAGCUCAGAUAUUGGCAGAGUGGUGGUCGACUUGCCAAGGGAAUGACAAAGCCUGGCCUGCACCCACGCAGCGCAUCCCUGUUAUCUCCCAGGAGCUUCGGGAGAUUGUCAGAUACGGAGUCGCCUUUCACCAUGCCGGGCUUGACAGUCAGGACCGCUCAGCAGUUGAGCAAAAUUACCUCAAAGGUCAGCUCCAUGUCAUUUGCUGCACAUCGACCCUUGCCGUUGGUGUCAAUCUACCAUGCCACACGGUGGUGCUCAAGGGAACAACUGGAUAUUCAGAUGGCGGCCCUCAAGAGUACUCGGAUUUGGAGGUGAUGCAGAUGUGCGGCCGCGCCGGUCGCCCCCAGUUUGACAAAAGCGCUGUUGCAAUCAUCAUGACGCGACUCAGCAAUGCUGAACGAUACGAGAAGAUGACCUCCGGCCAGGAAAUGCUGGAGAGCACCCUGCAUCUGAACCUGAUAGAGCACCUAAACUCGGAGAUCGGCCUGGGUACCAUUCAGGACAUCCAGACUGCCAAAAAGUGGGUUGGUGGCACGUUUCUCAGUGUGCGCGUACGCCAGUCCCCGUCGCUUUACAAUCUCGACAAUGUCCACAAUGCUGCUGGUGCAGAUGAGAAGAUGGCGGAGUGGUGCGAGCGAGAUGUGAAACAUCUGCAAGAGUAUGGCCUAAUAACGAAACACACGCCAUUCAGCUGCACAGAAUACGGCCGCGCCAUGUCUAGAUAUAUGGUUCAGUUCGAGACCAUGAAGCUCUUGCUUUCAAUUUCUCGAGGCGCGAAGAUUGAGGAAAUGAUCACAACAAUUUGCAAGGCAGCGGAAUUCAAGGAGUUCCGAUUCCGACCAGCUGAACGCGCCGUGUUCCGAGACCUCAACAAGUCAUCGUUCAUCCUUCAUCCAAUCAAGGAGACACUGACGCAGACCUGGCACAAAGUCUCUAUGAUAGUCCAGAUCCAUCUCGGAGGAGUGGAACUACCAAAUGACAAAGACAUUGGCUCCCUCAGACUCGACCUGGCUAAGGAGAAGACCUUAACAUUCGAUCGCUUAAACCGUCUUGUCCGCUGCAUCGUGGACUGCAAGGUCUAUGAUGGUGACGGCAUAGGGACCAAAGCUGGCCUGGAACUUGCCCGAGCCAUUGCGGCCAACUCUUGGGACAAUAAGCCGUCACAACUGUCCCAGAUACCUGGCUUUGGUCCUGUCGCAGUACGGAAAUGGAUCAGCCAAGGGGUCCAUACAGUCUUGGGCUUGGCGGACAAGAGUUCCAUUGAGAUCGAACGAGUUGCUAUUCGAAAUCCUCCCUAUGGUCGGAAUGUCCUAAAAACUCUCCAAGACUUUCCGCGGCUCACGAUGAAAGUGGAGCUGCUAAGUCCUAGAGCAGUGCGACAGCGCUCUGAAGAGCCUGUGUCUGUGACGCUCAGAGUCAAUCUCGGGCAUUGCAACGCGAAGAGCCCACCGAGCUGGGCAAACAAGGUUCCGACAGUGACAUUCAUGGCCCUCACAACCGAUGGGAACCUCGCACAGUUUUGGCGCGGCAACAUGAGACAGCUUGACAAGACCAUUGGGCUGGACCUCAAGUUCCCAGUUGCACUCACUGCACCAAACCAAAAGAUCAUUUGCUACUUCAGUUGCGAGGAGAUCGUCGGUACCCAGGUCGAGAGGUCGUUGGAGCCUAAAAUCCCCCCUUCUGCAUUCCGGAAUGUGAAGAGCAAACCGGCAGGCCCUUCUGUCCAAGCCAUCGACUCAUCAGAAGAUGAUCUGGGUGACGGUGACGUGGCAGACGAGGAUAUGCUGAAUAUGUUUGACCCUGUCAGCCAUCCGAACACGGCCAUCGCGUUAGACUACCCCGGUCCCAUGGAUGGCAUUGAAGAUGACUUCCCGCUUAUUGAUGACCUAUUGUCACGCGAGACCACCACCUCAGCAGCGAAACCAGGAAAAAUGCCGAACGGGAAAUGGAUGUGCAAUCAUGACUGUGUGGAUAAGCCACGUCCUCCUCCGCAAAAGAAGGAUGGCAGAACGUCGAAAGGCAAAGCUGAAGAGCAUCAAGCUUCCUCGAGCGAUUCACAGCCGAUUUCACAUCCCAAGUCGCCCCAGCACUCGCAGCAUACCAAGGGUAGCCAGCGGACGUCAAGGGAAGCUGUCCGCAUCGAUACUGUGCCGAUAUCUGGCACCAAGCGAGGCACCAAUGACCUUACUGUGCCUACAUCUGUACGCUCGGAUUCAAAGAGACUCAAGUUCACCAAGCCGGUUGCCGAUCUACACUCGCUACCCGACGUUGAGUACAUUGACCUCUCGAAAUUAAGCGACGAUGAAAGCGAUUGGUCGGCCCCACCAAAGAAGUUGGCACCGCCGAAGGGAAAGCAGAGACAGAAGCUAUCGCACCUCCAGGAGAAGACGCGUGGCAACGUACCAACUUUGCCACGACUCAAGGGACGUCACGGAGCAGAGGAUACGAGCUCCGGAGUACUCAGUGACCGUGAGCCGUCCAGUGGCCACGACGAAUUCGGUAUUGGGCCAGACCAGGAGAAUGCAAAUCCACUUGACGACUCCUAUGCCUUUGAGUUGGAACAGCUUCCAGAUCUACCUUAUAUGCCUGAUCUGGAUGACCUUCUUUAUUCCAACGAGCCGCAGGACAACAAAUCUUCCCAGAAGAGAUGGGAGACCGACGAGACUUUGUACCCAGGUGUUGCGCAGACGCUCAGGGAAAGCAUGGAUUAUGGCUAG